Geodia barretti is the source of this 1635-nucleotide messenger RNA. NCBI's taxonomy places the organism in Eukaryota, Metazoa, Porifera, Demospongiae, Tetractinellida, Geodiidae. The record is from the annotation of a GenBank genome assembly.
AUGAGUUCUAACAGCAACGACCACAACCCCCGCACCCUCUCCGGCCUCCCCGUCGACCCGCUCUAUACUCCGGCCGGAUUGGCCGCCGGCGGGUUCGACGCGGCGCAGGCACUCGGCAACCCGGGCGAGUUCCCCUUCACCCGCGGCGCGUACCCCACGAUGUACCGCGGCCGGCUGUGGACGCGGCGGCAGAUCGCCGGGUUCGGGACGGCCCAGGCGACCAACGAGCGGUACCGGUUCCUGCUAGCCCACGGGCAGACCGGGCUGAGCACGGACUUCGACCAUCCCACGCUGACCGGAUACGACUCGGACCACGAGCUAGCCGAGGGCGAGGUGGGUCGGCUGGGCGUGGCCAUCGAUACGGCCGCCGAUAUGGGGGAGCUGUUCGACGGAAUACCGCUGGAGCAGGCCAGCGUGUCGCUGACCAUCAACCACCCGGCCAUCGUCCUCCUCGCGAUGUUCCUGCACAACGCGGAGCGACAGGGAACGCCCUGGGCAGCGCUGCGUGGGACGGUGCAGAACGACUCGCUGAAGGAGUUUCACGGACAGAAGACCUUUGCGUUGCCGCCAGGGCCGGCGUUGCGGUUGACCACAGACGUGGUGGAGUUCUGCACCAAACACGUGCCCAACUGGUACACAAUUUCGAUCAGCGGCUACCACACCCGCGAGGCAGGCUCCGACGCGGUGCAGGAGCUCGCGUUCACCGUGGCGCAGGGAAUGGCAUACGUGGAGUCGGCGAUGCGGCGGGGAUUGCCGGUGGAUGCGUUCGCAUCGCGGCUGUCGCAUUUCUUUGGGGUGCAUAACGACUUCUUUGAGGAAAUCGCCAAGUUCCGGGCGGCGCGACGGAUGUGGGCGCGGCUGAUGCGGGACCGCUACGGCGCGACCCGAGCGGAGUCGAUGCGAAUGCGGUUCCACACCCAAACGCUGGGAUCGACGCUGGUGCGCCAGGACCCGCUCAACAACAUCCUGCGGGGCGGCCUGCAGGCGCUGGCCGCCGUGCUUGGCGGCACCCAGUCGCUGCACGUCAGCGGAUACGACGAGGCUUACGACAUACCGUCCGAAGAGGCGAUGCGCAUCUCGCUGGCAACGCAGAUGAUACUCGCGCACGAGUCGGGCGUGGCGGCGACGCCCGACCCUCUGGGCGGGUCGGCCUACCUGGAGACGCUGACCAACGAGCUGGAAGGGGCGGCAAUGGCAUACAUCGAGCGCAUCGACGGCAUGGGGAACGGGAGCAUGCUCGACGGGAUGCUGGAGGCCAUCGGCAGCGGGUACAUCGAGAGCGAGAUCGCGCAGGCAUCCUAUCGUUACCAGCAACGGGUGGAGUCGGGGGACUACACCAUCGUCGGAGUGAACGACGAAUACAGUGGGGACGCCAACAACACGGGCGGUCUGGAGCUGUUCGAGUUCGACUAUGCCGAGGAGGAACGCCAAAUCCAACGGCUCACCACCGUCCGCCAGGGUCGCAGCGAGGCCGACGCGUCGACGAGCCUGCGGGACAUCGUCAAAACCGCGAAAGCAGACGGUAACCUGAUGCCGUCAAUCCUGACCGCAGUGGGAACCGGCGUAACGGAGGGAGAAAUCAUGGGCGCGCUGCGAGAAGAAUGGGGAGAGUACGUGGACCCGGGGGUGUUUUAG